AUGGAACCUGUAUACCCAGGGACAGAAUUACCAAUGUCGGAAAAUGCUGAAUCCCAGUAUAUUCGGAACCACCAGUACACACAGAGGGUCCCAUCUUCUCACUACCCCGACGUCCAUUACAAUGGUUACAAUCAACCAGAUGUCCAGCCAGUUGGCGUUAGUUCCCAUCGUUAUAAGGAAGGCGAAUUUGCCAGCACCGACUUCUUUCAGCGUGUCGAUCCGCAGAUGUUCGCACUGCCACAGACUGAGAUUGAGUGGUCUUACAACUUGCGCCGAGCCGCACAGCGAAUCUUGCCAUUCCUCUAUUUAGGACCAUGGAGCUUCCUAUCAAACAAACAGUGGCUGAACAACGAGGGCAUCACGCUGUUACUUGGGGUUCGAGAUCAGCGGCUGGCGCACUCACGACUUUUUUCGGGACAGAAAGCCGCGAAGGAUGCGGGGAUUGAGUCUGACUCUUUCGACAUCGUGAACGGCCAAGAUCUUAUCUCGAGAUUGCCGCAGACGAUACGACGCAUCAAUGAUCAUAUCUGCCCUUCAGUGACUCCGGAUGGUGGUGUGCCGCUUCCGAGAAAGGUUCUCGUAUUCUGCGAAACGGGGAACGGUCUAUCCGCGCUGGUUGUGGUGGCGUACUGUAUGGUGAUGCUUAACAUGCCGUUGGGUCAAACAUUAAACUUCAUCCACUCCCAAAGGUUUUGCAUCGAUAUGGAAGAUGGUUUCAAACCGCUGCUGGUGGCAUUCGAGGGACUUUUGGAGGCUAAACGCGAUGUUGAAAAUGCGAACAGGGCUGUAGGCGCGACCUCGAAUUUGGCCCCUCCGAUGAUGACCCUGUCUAAGAAGCGAAGCUUUGCAGAUCAGCAAGAGGACGAGAAAAUGGACGACGACAUUAUGGAAGUAGAAGCUUCUUCUUUGGACAGGAAACCUCAGGCACCAUUUCAGGAUCGUUUGGGAUAA
This is a messenger RNA of Aspergillus puulaauensis, 951 nucleotides long. Its product is annotated as dual specificity protein phosphatase family protein. The transcript has a single exon. Gene Ontology annotation, cellular component: cytoplasm; nucleoplasm. The record is from RefSeq and is a predicted model, not a curated record. Gene Ontology annotation, biological process: regulation of ERK1 and ERK2 cascade; negative regulation of SCF-dependent proteasomal ubiquitin-dependent catabolic process; negative regulation of protein binding. Gene Ontology annotation, molecular function: F-box domain binding; phosphatase activity. Bases 1 to 951 code for a protein of 316 amino acids. Lineage: Eukaryota; Fungi; Ascomycota; Eurotiomycetes; Eurotiales; Aspergillaceae.